AUGCCUUCUCCAUACUGGUUCGAGGACGGCGACAUAGUUCUCGCCGUCGAGGCGCAUACUUGCAAGAUUCACAGAGCGAAACUGACCUGCUCGCUCAUCUUCUCUGAUAUGCUCGACCUGCCGCAGCCUGUAGAGACGGACAGCGUGGACGGCUGUCCGUCCGUCACUCUGUACGACUCGUGGAAAGACUGGCUGGUGGUAUUGGAGUGGCUGUAUGCUCACGACGCGUUUCGGAACAAACCCAUCGUCUUCGAUGCCUUGGUUGGGGCCCUACGGAUAUCUACCAAGUACGAAAUCUCUGAGCUGAGAGAUUGGGCUGUGGCCGAAUUAUGCGCCCGGUGGCCGCGCGAGCUCGAACUGCUAUCAACGCAGAGCCUGCCACACGCUGCAGGUAAGUCAGCCCGCCAAGCCUUACACGCACGUCCUGACGGAUACCGUUCAGAGGCGAUAAACCUGGCAAGAGAGUGCGACGUCCCGGAAAUCCUGCCCGGUGCGUUCUAUGCUCUCGCCGUCCAGAAAUGGCACUGCAGCGCCGAGGGCGGACGUUCGCACGUUGUCCUCUCCUCCGCAGACCUGCGGCGCAUCAUCGCCGGCAGGGAGCGCCUCCAGGACUAUCUCGUCCAGAUUGUCAUCGACCCGCUAGGCCGGAGCGACGAGCCCCCGCCGCCCUUCUGCGCGGGCUGUGUACCGCCUCUGGAGCGCUACUGGCGGGAGAAACUGGCGCCCGACCCGACAUCUCCCUAUGGCUCCUGGCUCCUCCGCGACUUGCUCGCGAUGGCCAAGGAGGACGGGCCGAUACCGAUGCUGCAGACUGUCUGUGCGAAUUGCAGUUUCUUGCAUUAUUCGCUGCUUUAUGAUCGGAUGCGGACUCUGAAGCAGAGUAUACCGAGGCUGUUCCAGCUUUGA
This is a messenger RNA of Gloeophyllum trabeum ATCC 11539, 906 nucleotides long. RefSeq lists its product as uncharacterized. NCBI's taxonomy places the organism in Eukaryota, Fungi, Basidiomycota, Agaricomycetes, Gloeophyllales, Gloeophyllaceae. The record is from RefSeq and is a predicted model, not a curated record. The transcript is spliced from 2 exons. The coding region runs from base 1 to 906 and encodes 301 amino acids.